AUGACCGAUUUUGAACGAAUUCAAAAUGAAAUAGAAGCAAUGUUAGAUGAUGAAGCAGAUUUAGCAUCCGAAACCGACUAUCGUGUCGAGUUCGAGGAUUCGUACUAUAAUAAUGCUGCUAUUCUAUCUGACAUAAUCGAAUCGCAGGGUGUUUCUAAUCCAUUCGGUGGUGGUGCGAGUGAUGAGCUCAAUAAAUCGUUACAAAUUUUAACUGACAACCAAAGCGCGUUAACCGAAAUGUUAAAAACAGUCAGUGAACAAUCGCGUAGAUCCAUAAACAUAACAAAGGUCGAUUCGAAUACGCGACUUCCACAAACGAAGCUACCGGAGUUUCAUGGUGGUUAUGACGAGUGGAUGCGGUUUCACGAUUUGUUCGUCGCGAUGGUCCAGUCAAAAGAAAAUAUUUCGGGAGCCGAAAAAAUGGACUAUUUGCUUUCAUGCCUUAAAGGCAACACGUCGUCGGUCAUAAAACAUUUGUCUCCCAGCAAUGCCAAUUUCGACGUGGCAUGGGAUCUGUUAAAAUCGCUGUUCGAUAAACCCCAGUUUAUAACGGUUGCACACUUCGACAAUCUUUUUGAGUUUCCAACGCUUAAAGGCACCGGUUUAGACGAAAUAAAGUGUUUCUUUAGAAUUAUAAGCGAAAACAUAAACGCGUUACGUGCUCUUAAAAAGCCAGUUGAAUCUUGGAAUACGCUAUUAGUGCUUUGCUCGCAAAAACAUAAUACGAUGUUACAUCAAGGCCAAGUUGGGCCUGACGUAAGUUUACCGGGUUGUUCAAGAAAUAUAGCUUGUGGAAUGUCGGUACAUUCAGUAAAUCAUGCGCUCCGGGAGUGCUACACACUUUUACCUACGGCUAUAGUUUCUGUUGUUGACGUUCGCGGCCAGCUACAUAAAUGCCGAGCAUUGCUGGAUUCCGGGUCGCAGGCAACGUUAAUUUCAGAAGAUUGUGUACAACGGUUAAAUUUAAAGAGAUCUCACGCUAGAAUACCUAUUCAUGGAAUUGGGCAAAACGGCAGUUCCUUGGGAACAAGAGGAGUUGUAAGUUUGAGUUUACACUCAUCAGGUGAGUCAAAGUUUAUGAUUUCUACAAACGCAUAUAUACUCUCAAAAUUGACUGGCGAUUUACCUACUUUACCGAUUCCAAAAUCAAAACUUGCGUUUUUCGAAAAUCUUCAGUUGGCUGACCCUCAAUGUUUUAUACCCAGCAAAAUCGAUAUUUUGCUCGGAUCUGAUGUUUUCUUCGAUAUUCUUUCGGAUGGUAAAAUCGUUCAUCCGUCAGGUUCGCCAACAGCUCAAAACACUGCUUUCGGGUGGAUACUCGCAGGAAACAUCUCUUCUGAUAGUCAGCAACAAUUUAAAAUCUUUACAACCGCGAUUGAUCGCGAUUAUCUGUUCCAAAGAUUUUUGGGAUUCGAAGACUUUCCAGAGAUCCACUCUUCGCAAUCCGACGUACAUGAGCAGAUCGAAAAUCACUUCGUUUCAACCCACUGUGUUCGGCCCGAUGGUCGAUAUGUAAUAAGGCUUCCAUUUAAAACGUCAACCGUUGAGUUCGGGAACUCACGGAACGCGGCUCUUCGUGUCCUUCAUUCUAUGGAACGAAGAUUUAUUAAUAAUCCUGAUCUAAAACAGGAAUAUAUUCGAUUUAUGCGUGAGUAUGAGCUAUUAGGUCACAUGGCACCCGUUUCGCCGAGCGAAUCACAUCAGCCUUCCUUUUAUAUGCCUCACCACGCAGUCUUAAAACCCUCUAGCACAACGACAAAGCUGAGGGUAGUAUUCAAUGCGUCUUGUAAAUCAAGUAAUGGCAUUUCGCUUAACGAUUGCUUGAUGGUAGGACCUGUCAUACAAAACGAUCUUGUGACCUCGCUAAUAGGAUUUCGAAAAUUCCCGGUAGCAGUAAAGGCGGAUAUUGCUAAAAUGUAUCGCCAAAUCUUGGUCAACGACGAUGACAACAACUACCAACGAAUUGUUUGGAGAGAGGACGUUAACCAAGAGCCUAUCGACUAUCGCCUCUUGACUCUGACUUAUGGAACGGCUCCGGCAUCCUUUAUUGCUACCAGAGUCCUCAAGCAGAUAGGUAUUGACGGUUCAACAAAAUAUCCUCAGGCCAGCAACAGCCUUAAGUUUCAUUUUUACGUCGAUGAUUACAACGAAGGGUUCUACUCAGUUGAAGACGCGGUUCAAACUAAAAACGAUUUGUGUAAAAUCCUAAGGGAAUCGGGAAUGGAGCUUCGGAAAUGGGCUUCUAACUCUUCGACAUUCCUAUCAACAUUUGAAGCCGAAAGCCUCGAAAUUUCAAGUGACCUGCCGAUGGGUGACUCUAGCGUUAAAUUACUUGGUUUAGUUUGGGAUACUGAAGCUGAUAUCUUCAAAUUCAGUCUACAGUUACCGUCGUUACGAUCCCAAAUCUCCAAGAGGGAGGUUUUAUCUGAUAUCGCUCGGAUCUUUGAUCCACUAGGUUUGCUUUCGCCUACCAUAAUCAAAAUGAAACUUUUUAUGCAGAAGUUAUGGCUUAAAGGAGUAAGUUGGGAUUCGAUAAUUCCUUCAGAACUCUACGACGAAUGGGCUGAUAUUAGGGCAGAUCUAAAAAACAUUGCAUUAAUUCGUAUUGCCCGAUGGAUCCAGCAUGAAAAAGGGGAAUUGAUUGAGCUGCAUGGAUUCGCGGAUGCGUCUGAAUCCGCGUAUGCUGCAGCAGUAUACUGUCGUGUUAAAAGAUCUGAUGGACGCGUUUCCACAUCGCUCGUUUGUGCUAAAACGCGUGUCGCACCAGUAAGAAAGAAGUUGACCAUUCCCAAGCUCGAGUUGUGCGGCGCUUUACUGCUAACCAAGCUGCUUAGCAAGACUAAAGAGUCACUCAACUCACACAACAUCGAAUGCUUUGCAUACACAGACGCGUCGACAGUGUUGCAUUGGAUCCAGGGAUAUCCUCGCCCUAGAAAUGUUUUUGCCGAUAAUCGAUUAGCGCAAAUUACUGCUCAAUUACCGUCUUCAGUUUGGCAUUAUGUGCGUUCUGCAGAAAAUCCAGCGGAUUGUGGUACUAGAGGCAUUAUGCCCAAACAUUUGCCUUCAUUAGAUUUGUGGUGGGAAGGACCGUUAUUCCUCCAAAAAUCCGAUGUUAUUUUUACGCAAUUGCCUAGUUCAAACCUAGCCGUCGAAGAAACCGAAAUUUCUUGUUUCGCUAUCUCAGCCGAGCCUGAGUGGGAUAUUUUUCAAUGGUCUAGUAGCCUCAACCGACUUCUUCGCGUCGUUGCGCGUUGUAUACGUUUAAUUCGAAAGUACCGUAGGCCUAGGAUUCCCUUGAAUAAUUGGUGGCUGUCACCGAGUGACAUUCAUUCCGCUAAGAUCGCUGUACUCAGAUUAUCGCAAAGAACAUCGUUUUCCGAUGAAAUUGAUUGUUUACUUCGUAAUAAACCCGUUGCAGCGAAAAGCAAAAUCUUCAGAAUGAACCCGUUUAUUGAUGAAUGUGGUGUACUACGUGUAGGUGGUAGGUUGUCCAAUGCCGAGGUGCCAUUUAAUCAAAAGUAUCCUGUAAUCCUUCACAAGAGGCAUCGAUUAACAGACCUCAUCGUUCUGGAUUGCCAUAUGCGUAAUCUUCAUGCGGGAAUUCGCCAAAUGACAUACUUAUUAUCGUUGGAGCAUUUCAUCGUCGAUGUACACCACGCGGUCAAGAGAUGCAUCUAUAAAUGCCCAAAUUGUAUGAGACAGCGUGCAAUUCCCUUUAAACAGCAGAUGGGAGAUUUACCUAGGCAGCGACUGGAGCCAGGAUUAGCUUUCAACAACGCCGGCGUCGAUUACGCUGGUCCCUUUAUCGUUAGUUCUUGGAAAGGUCGUGGUGCCAAGCGAUUUAAAACCUAUAUCGCCUUAUUCGUCUGUUUAGCUACCAAGGCUCUUCAUUUAGAAGCAGUUACGGAUUUGACUUCAGAAGCCUUUAUAGCUGCCUUACGACGUUUCGUUGCCAGACGUGGACGUGUUCCUGACCAGCCCAUAGACGAUGGCGUCAAAACGUUAAAGAGAUGGCAGUAUGUUCAGCGACUUGUUCAACAGUUUUGGAAAAGGUGGUCGAGCGAUUACAUCAGUCAGCUCCAAAAACGAAACAAAUGGGCUGAGAAGCUCAAAGACAUCGAAAUAAAUGAUAUCGUUAUCAUCAAAGACGACAAUCAGCCCCCAUGUCAUUGGCUUGUUGGUAGAGUUACUCAAGUCUAUCCAGGAACUGAUGGUUUAGUUCGAGUAGUAUCCGUUAGAACAUCCAAGGGAGAAGCAAAGCGACCGAUUUCCAAGCUAUGUCCGCUGUUCAUAGACAUUUAG
This is a messenger RNA of Episyrphus balteatus (marmalade hoverfly), 4302 nucleotides long. RefSeq lists its product as uncharacterized. Bases 1 to 4302 code for a protein of 1433 amino acids. NCBI's taxonomy places the organism in Eukaryota, Metazoa, Arthropoda, Insecta, Diptera, Syrphidae. The transcript has 3 exons. Gene Ontology annotation, molecular function: aspartic-type endopeptidase activity; nucleic acid binding. Gene Ontology annotation, biological process: proteolysis. The record is from RefSeq and is a predicted model, not a curated record.